AUGUGUGUGGCAGACUCAGGGUUUGAGUUACAGGCUGACUGGAAGUUCUGGGCACUAUAUAACAAAUCAGGGCACCCUCGUAAAUGUUUAAAUAUUCAUAUGUACACGCCUAUAACUGCUAAAUAUUUAAUGAUGGUCCAGCCCUCUAGAGUCAAGGUGUCAUCUGAAAUGUGGUUGGAAUCACACUCCCCAUCUGCCCACUGUCUGCUACUACUCUCUGUCUGGUAGAAGGAGUAGACAGCCCCCUAUCCCCACUUUAUCUGCACAUUUCUUAAUUUCUCUUUCUUGUAUUUUUUCAGGAGAUGCGUCAAUCAGUGCAGAGGAAUCACAGGUAUCGAUCCAGGUUUAGAUGUUCCAUAUUAUUGUAGAGAAAAACAUACUGUAUACGGUUAUGCGGUUCAGUCCAGUAUUAUUUGCACAUAGUCAAAUCAGUCAGGAAGUAGUAAACAAACAAACGAACAAACCUUUGACCUCUCUGCCCCACCUCUGCCUCCCCCAGACAUUAGACCUGAGCUGGAACCCAUUCUCCUGUGGGGGUCUGUAUCUGUCUGACCAGUGGCUGGUGGACAGGUUGAGGGGGCAGCAGUGCACUCAGAGCAGACAGUUCCUCAUCGUACUGGCACUCUGA
This is a messenger RNA of Coregonus sp. 'balchen', 628 nucleotides long. Lineage: Eukaryota; Metazoa; Chordata; Actinopteri; Salmoniformes; Salmonidae. The record is from the annotation of a GenBank genome assembly.